This is a messenger RNA of Didymodactylos carnosus, 4548 nucleotides long. The record is from the annotation of a GenBank genome assembly. Lineage: Eukaryota; Metazoa; Rotifera; Eurotatoria; Philodinida; Philodinidae.
AUGUAUUCACCAUUGCAUGGCUUCGGCAUUGCGAUUAGUGGUGGUGAUGGAGGAAGUAAUAAAAAUGAUGUUGUGACUGUUAGAGAUGCACCAUUUCAAGAAACGGAUAUUGUAGACGUUACGAACAAUAGACAAAAUAAUAUAUCAGAUCGUGAAUCAUCGUUAAUUGUAUGCGACGUUGUGCGAGCUGGACCAGCGGACGGAAAAUUAUUACCAAACGAUCAAAUAAUAAGUGUUAACGGUUAUCAAGUCGCUAAUAUGGAACAUUCCGCAUUGAAACUAAUUCGUGAAUCAACGGAUUUCGUAAAUCUGGUUGUUCGUCGUCGAAAACAUUCUGUACUUGUGUUCGAUGCUGAACCGACAAAAUUAACAUUACAAAAAACCAAAAAAGAUGAAUUUGGUAUUGUGUUGGGCUGUAGAUAUUACGUGAAAAAAAUUCAUCAGCAAAGUUCAAUUGAAAAAGAAAAUCUAAUCACUGAAGGAGAUGAAAUAAUUAAAAUCAAUGAAACUCCAAUUGAUCGUUUAUCAUUGAUUGAUGCUCAAAAACUUGUGGAUAAAGCUAAAGAACGCUUAACAUUAUUUGUUUUACCCCGACAUAAUAAUCAUCAAAAUUAUCAAGAACAACUAAAUAUCAGUAAUAAUAACAAUACAAAUAACAGACCAUCGCAAGGAUCGAUAAAUAAAAAUAUCAUUAACAAAACAGAAAAUAUCAAGGAUCAUUCUCAUCAGUAUCAUAAUCAUCGUCCUUACCUUGAAAAAAACAUUCCAAUUGUUGUUAAUGAUUCUAGUCAUAAACAACAUCAAAAUGGUGGUCUAUUUGAUAAUUUACAUUCUAAAUAUUCCUCGACUGUACCGGUGAACACACAAGAUUUACAGUCAAACUAUAAUGCUCAUAUAUUUAAUACAACCUCGUCACAAUAUUCUCAACAAGAACAUAAUAAUAGACAUCAACCAUCUUCCAUUGUACAGAAAAAUCCGGUAACCUUAAUAUGUUCAACAGCAACACAAACACCAUUACAACAACAGAAACAACACGAAAUUAGAGGAAUAACCAAUGUACCAGAUAUCAUUGCAAAUUAUAAACAUGAUUUCAAUAGACCAAGCAGUAAUUUAACACGUUAUGUAUCAUUUUUAACUGAUACAACAAGUAUGGGCAUUCGUCUAGCUGGUGGAGAUAAAUAUGGAAUAUUUAUUUGUGAAGUUCAAGCUGACAGUGUUGCUCAUAAAGCUGGUUUACUCGUUGCAGAUAAAAUUUUUAGUGUGAAUAAUGUCGAUUUUACUGGUUUAACACGUGAAGAAGCUGUUCUCUGUUUAAUGAAUAUGAAAAUCGUUCAAGUUAAUAUGAUUGUUUCAAACUUGAGACAUGAAUAUGAACAACUUCUAGCCGAUGUUGGAGGUGAUUCAUUUUAUGUUAGAGCUCAUUUUAGUUAUAAUUCUCCAGGUGACGAAGAUUUACCGAUACGUGUAAACGAUAUAUUUCACAUAACUGAUACACUGUACAAUGGUCAAGUGGGCUCAUGGGUGGCCACAAAAGUGAAUGCAUCAUCGGGAAAAACAACAGGUGCCAUACCAAAUAAAGCAAAAGCUGAACAAUUAGCUGCUUUAGCGCCCAGUUUGGAUUUACUAAUUAAAUCGAAACCAUCGUUAAAACGAAAAUUAAGAUCAAGAUUUAGUGAUAAACGUUCUCGUUCAGUAUCCUCACUACAAUUAAAAGAAGAUGCAUUAUUUGCUUCAUCAACAUCGAAGUUUCCUGCCUACGAAAGAGUACUACUCAAAGCAGUAACAAUUAUUCGUCCUGUGGUGUUAUUUGGUGCUUUGGCCGAUAUUGCACGAGAUCGUCUAUUAAAAGAUUGGCCAGAAAGAUUUGAGCUACCUCGAGUUGAUAUUAGUUCACCAACAAAAGCACGAGCGAAUGUUAUUAAACUUCAAACAAUAAAAAAUGUUAUACAAAGAAAUCGUCAUUGUUUACUUGAUAUCACACCAGCAGCUGUUGAACAAUUAAAUUAUGCUCAAUGUUAUCCGAUUGUUUUAUAUUUAAAAGCGAACGAUCGUCGACAAAUAAAAGAUAUUCGAGCAAAAUAUGGAAAAUUAUAUCAGAAAUCAACGAGACGUUUAUAUGAAUCAAGUGAACGUUUAGAAUUAUUAUAUUCUUAUUUAUUUACAGCUGAAAUAAAGUUAGAUACUAACAAUUGGUAUAAGCAAGUGAAAGCGACUAUUGAAACUCAACAAGAACAACCAGUUUGGAUGUGUGAUGAUCGACCGGCUGAUAAAAAUUUAAAUUCUGAUGAAUAUUUUAUAUCUACUCGUCAUAGUUACACGGGCAAUUCAAGUCCCGAAUCCGAUAUUGUUGAUUCAUUUAAAAAUAUCACAUGUUUUGAUGAUUAUAAUAAUCAAAAUAACAAUAAUAGUAAUAGAAAUAAUUUACAACGUGUUGCCUCAGAUCCGGUCAUGUUUCCGCGAACAAAUGGAGAGAUGUAUCAAGAUAAUUCGACAAAUCGGUACAAGAUGCAUGGCUACUCGCCUUAUUUAUCGAAUAAUCAUGACGAAAACGAGGACGAUGAUGAUUGUAACGAAGAUGAUAAUAGUGGUUUUAUGCAACAUUCAACAAUGUCCUUGCCAAAUCGUAGUCAUUCAGUAUUAGACGUUCAAAUGCUUAAUUCUAAAAUUGCUAAAAGUCCAAUAAAUUCAUUGAAUAUGUCAAGUAAUUCAUCAACAGAAUACCCACAUAGUCGUCUAAAAACAAUUCACGAUAUUGAAGAAUCGACUAAUACCAGUGACGUUAACUCAUUUACAAAUAAAUAUUUUACGGAUCGUAAUCAAUUAAUUAAUAAUAUUCGUUCAACAUCUAUUCAAACUGACUCAAAUAUUUUUCGUUCGGAUUCAAUGCCUCAUGUUGACGAAAAUUUCCUUCAACGUUUAUAUCAAAGAUCAGGCAACCAACAACAACAACAACACCAAGAUCAAUUACAAAAUUUGAAAAACACGCGUCGUCCACUGCUUGCACCGAAACUACGCAAUGGAACCACUGUAGGAGGCGGCAGCGAUAGUGGUACUCGACUGAGUCUAAGUGAUAGCGGUGGUUCUUUAUCUCGACGUCCGCAAUCUGAAUUUAAUUUAAACAUCAAUAGUAAUCAACAACCACAAGCAAAUGGAUAUCAUAAUGAUUCUUAUCCUGUUAUGGUUAAGUCUCGUCAAUAUCCACCAUCAUCAUCAUCAUCAUCAUCAUUAUUGUUGAAUCAAAAGCAUGAUCUUAUCGAUAAAUCAACAAUGACUAAUGCAGAUAAAAAUUCAAUCAAUAUUUAUGCAACGUGGAACAGGCCAAAUAGAAGUGUUCAUCAAACAGCCAAUGCUACUUCGUUAUUUAAUAACGGCACGAAUGGUCACUCGUCCAAACCCCGUAAUCAAACUGGUCCAUUUAGCACUGAUUCCCAAAUGCAUCAGAACGGUGGUGGAAGUUCGUCUGAAUUACCUAGUAGUGCUACAAGUAGUCUGAUGUCUGAUCAUUAUCAUCCAAACGAAAACAAUAAUAAUUCUAAGAAUGAUGCUAAUAAUAAUCAUCACAAUUUGUCUUUAAUGACUUCAAAUGAUCCGUCUUAUCGAAUUAUACGUUGUACGUCACUUAAUACAGUUGGUAAUGGUGGUAAUAGUCAUCAAGAUGAUGAAAAUCAAGUACGUUUACUACUACAGCAAAAAAUGUGUAGUAGUAAAAAACAUAAUCAUAGUAAUUCAAAUAAUUCGUCAGUAUCAAUGGUAAAACAUAAAAUACGUCAACCAAUAAUAAAUUCAAAUGAUGAUCAUAAUGACAAUCAAUUUCGUUCACAUUCUUAUACAGCCGCAACAAAUGCACAACAACGACAUCAUCCUAUACCUGUUUCAUAUCAAGAUCAAAUAGAAGAUUGGAAUCAAAUAUUAAAUCUGAAAAAACCAAGAGUAUAUAAUCAAAAUGAUUAUAUUUCUCAAACAACAGCACCAACACAUCGUCGACAUAUAAAUGGAAUUAAUGGAAAUGAUGUCAAAAAUAAUUCAACAUCAUCGUCCGCAUCACUUCCAGUUAGAAAUUAUACAGAUCAAAAAUGUACUGACCAAAGAAUGUAUGCAACAAAUCAAGAUGAAGAUAAUGUGAUUGGAAGUGCUCGUGGUAUCAUGGAUUAUUAUGGUGGAACAUUAUCGUGUCCUAAAACAGGUGUUUCAAUUAUUGUACCAGAAGGAGCUAUUCCUCACAAUAUCAAGCAAGAAAUAUAUUUUAAAGUUUGUCAAGACGGUGCUAAUAUUCCAACAUUUAAUCAAAAACACGGAGAACGUUUAUUAUCUCCAAUUGUGAUGUGUGGUCCACAUGGUAUUAAAUUUUUGAAACCAGUAGAACUUUUACUUCCUCAUUGUGCUGGAAAUGAUGCACAAGAAUUAGCUUUAAUGUUACAUGGAACAAAUAAUGUGAUACCUACCGAUAAUAGACUAACUGUUAGCGAUACAAAUAGUAUUGGUGGCAAAUUAACGGGCAUUAAUCAUGUUACGAGUUCAAAUGUUUCUAUUUUAGUUGAUCAUUUCUAA